Molecule: messenger RNA, 1530 nt
Organism: Postia placenta MAD-698-R-SB12
Lineage: Eukaryota; Fungi; Basidiomycota; Agaricomycetes; Polyporales; Adustoporiaceae
Exons: 8
Coding region: 1-1530 (509 amino acids)
Biological process (GO): DNA repair; negative regulation of transcription by RNA polymerase II; chromatin remodeling
Cellular component (GO): Swr1 complex; NuA4 histone acetyltransferase complex
Molecular function (GO): transcription corepressor activity
Source: RefSeq, a predicted model, not a curated record
AUGGCAGGAGCGUCUGCUGCAGACGUCCGUAGUAUCCUCUCGCUACCGAACCCGUCAACCCCCGGUCCGUCUCAGCCUCGCAAGCCUUCCAAUGCCGGAGAACGCGCACGCAAGCCCGAGGGUAUAUCUAGAGAGCUAUAUUCUUUAAUAGGGCCUUCGGCUCCAUCGCUCGCCGCGCAAUUCGUGAAGCCUCGCCUAAAGCAGAAGCCCAACUUUGGGAGCGGCGGUAGAGUUAAAUGGGAAUGGCGUCCCUUCAAGAAUGGCGCACGGGCGGACUCUAUGAGACUUCAUCACUGGGCAAAGACAGGGACAGAUCCUGAGGCUGACUACCCCUUCGCAAAAUAUAACAUCCAGCCAAUAUCGUUUGUCUAUUCACAAGACGAGUAUACGCGAUUGUUGGAAGAUCAGGAAUGGACCAAGGAAGAAACAGACUACCUGUUCGAGCUCGUCCGUGAAUAUGACCAGCGUUGGCAUAUCGUCCAUGACCGCUACGAAUAUAUUGGAGGGUCAGAGAGAAGCCUUGAGGACCUUAAAGAUCGCUACUUCACUGUCUGUCGCAAACUUGUGAAGAACAGACCAUGGGCUGGGGAUGAGGCUAGCAAAUCGCAACUCUUGUCGAGCCUGCAAUUUGACAAAGAGCGAGAAAUCACGCGCAAGAGGUACAUCGCCAGUCUCGAGAGUCGCACGCCGCAGCAGAAAGCGGAAGAGGAUGCUCUGUAUGUCGAGCUGAAGCGUCUUGAACAAUCGGAGAGGCGGUUCAAGCGGGAACGAGACGAACUUCUUCGCACCCUCCUCGGAAUCGAAUCCGGUCUGUCUGAGCUACCACUGGACGAGGAGGGAAUUGCCACUGGUCCUCCGGAUACGAAGAGGAGGAAGAAGGGAAACCACACCGCUGAACCAGACACGCCGAUCUCGGCGACACCCUCGUCCAACGUCAUAUCACUAGGGCAACCUCAGCCGAGAAAGGCACAGACCGCGAAGUCUGCAGCAUAUGACGCUCUGCAUUUCAUAUAUCGAACUGAGGUACCACCGACUACAACUUCUACCACGAAGGCUUCGCAUCAAGCAGCUUACCUGCGCUCGUAUAAACUACCCCAACCCAAAAUUACGUCCGCAGCGAAGGUCGCUCAGGUGCUCGGAGAAAUUGGUAUCUCCCAUGGGCGUCUCGUCAUGCCCACUCGAGACAACUGCGUGCAAUUAGAGAGCUUGCUCGAAGCCGCCACAGCGCUUGUUGAGACCAAGAAGGUUGUCGACAAGGUGGAGCAGGAUAUCCGUGUGCUGAAAGCUAGGCUCGGAAAACGAGAGAGCGAAGGAGCUGAGGAUAGCUUCGGUACUGGUGAGGCAGCGCCGACACCCAUGGACGUGGACGAGGUCGAGGCUGAGGCAGACGGCCGCGCACAAAGCGUGGUGAGCACGAGGAGUGCGAGGAGCGUCCGGAGCCGGAAACAGUCCCGACGGUCCAUGUCUAUCUCAUCGGUAGACACCUCUGCUGCAGGUGCAUCUAGAAGGCAGAAGCGUCAGAGGGAUUGA